Molecule: messenger RNA, 2694 nt
Organism: Homarus americanus (American lobster)
Lineage: Eukaryota; Metazoa; Arthropoda; Malacostraca; Decapoda; Nephropidae
Product: endonuclease/exonuclease/phosphatase family domain-containing protein 1-like
Exons: 15
Coding region: 455-2470 (671 amino acids)
Biological process (GO): DNA repair
Molecular function (GO): DNA binding
Source: RefSeq, a predicted model, not a curated record
CCUGUGGAGGACAGAUAAUGAAAGAUAAGAAAUGAUAAGACUGGCUGUCCUGACACAGUCACAGUGAAACAGGGUUGACUAUCGAGCAAAUAGUGUUUUUAUGUUGUAGCUUUUGGUGUGGGAACUGGCAAGUUAGUAAUUCUGUACAGUAUUUUAAUUUUGAGAAGUGCUACCAGUCUGUUAUCAAGAGCUAGAAGCAAAAAAAGAGACCAUAGCACUGUAUUGGUGACUCUGAGCAUGUGAAAUUAAGGACAAUGGAAAGAUGAAAAAUAGCCCUCCCAAUGGAUUUGGAGCUUGGAAUAUCAGGUCACUCCAUUCAUGCAAGAAUUGUUUAUAUCGCUGCCAUUUCAAGCAUUGUGGUCAUCAUAGUCAGAGUUUUCAAGGAACAGGAAAUUCACAUUCCUUCUGGCUUGUUUAAGUAUCAUAAAAAAAGGCAAAGUUCCCAAGAAUCAGGAUGGGCCAGUGUACAAGUGGUGAACUGCCUCCACCCACCACUGAUGCUGAUGAACACAGAGCUGAAAAUGGAAAUAAUUCACCGAAGUUGGAGGCAAACUCUGGAAGAUCGUCCAGCCGCAAGUUGUUUCGACGUCGCUCUUCAAAUUCCUCGUGGGUCAGCAGCAAAUUUAACAGAGGACAGAAAGCUAAAGAUCUGUCUGCUACAUUUAAUAUGCUUGAUUAUGAUGCCAGGAUGAAUUUAUUAAACAUAAAUGCAGCCCCUGAAGAGGAGUUGAUGACUCUCCCAGGAGUGACACGAACAGUUGCAAAAAACAUUGUUGAAUAUCGAACAGCUAUUGGAGGGUUUCGUCGUGUAGAAGACCUGGCUUUAGUGUCUGGUGUAGGAGCUGCCAAGCUGCAGACAUUUAAAUGUGAUAUAACUGUGAAGAAAAGUUCUUCUAGCCACUCAUCUUCUCUCACACAAAGUGUAGACUCCCUUCCAAGUUGUGAAUCAGGAAGGUCUCAGCAUUCUCAUUCUCAGUCCCAAAUUGGGCGGAGCUUACGUGGAUCACCUGUAAGAGUCAUGAACGUCAAUUCUGCCUCAAUUUUUGAGCUAAUGAACGUUCGUGGUAUGAAUCAAGAAAUGGCGGCAAAUAUUGUAGAAUACAGAGAAAGGAAAGGUCAUUUCAAGAGUAUUGAAGACCUGGUAAAAGUUAGAGGAAUUUCUGCUCGUGUCCUAAAUGUUUUAAAGCUGUAUUUAACAGUGCGCACUGUUGUACCUGCCUCCCCACCCAUAAAUGAUAGUAUCUCAGUAGCAAGCUAUAGUAAGGUCUACCAGCACUGCCUUGAUCGCAAGAUACCAGGCCAUCGACGAACUCAUUCUGCCCCUUUGAACAAUGACGUAGGUUCUCCUGGAAGACCGUCUCUGAACCUUAAAGAUGAGGCAGAUCCCAGAAUAUCUAUUGAUUUUAGUGCAGACAUAUUUGAACUCUUGUCUCUAAGAUCUGAGCGACCUAUUGUUAGAGAUGUAUUUAACGGGUACAGUCAAGAACAACCUGCUAUCAGAGUUGCCACAUGGAAUCUGCAGCAGCUCACUAAAGAUAAGAUCUGUAACCCUGGCGUAUUGGAGGUAGUGUGCCGCACCAUAUUAGAGAAUGGAUUUAGUCUCCUGGCCAUUCAGGAGGUUGGCAGUAAAGAUGUUUUGGAAAAGAUCUGCUGUGAACUAAAUCAAAGCAGUUUAAGGCGUGUGCGUGAAUGGGGGGGACCCAAGGGAGAGUGGAGGUGGCAAGUGUCAGAGGAGCCUGCUGGCCACAUGUAUCAUAGUAAUGAGUACGCAGCUUUCAUAUAUAAUGUGCGUCAUGGUCUCCAGCUUACGUCUGCCUCUCUCUUAAGUGUACACAACAACAACAACAGCAAAUCUGCCAAAGCUCACAUCAGAAAACCAUAUCUUGGUUACUUUAAGAGUUACAACUUUGACUUUGUAGUGGUGAGCCUUCACAUUAAUGCUGUUCAACAUGGAAAAGUAAAAAGAAAUAAAAGCAAUUAUAUGGAUGAAACAGUGAGGGAUGAUGAUACACUGAACAAAAGAGAAUCCAGUACACGCCCAGAGCCACUACAGCUAGCACCACUCGUUGUUGCACUGAAAGAGAAAUUAAGCGGUGAGAAGGAUAUUAUCCUCUUAGGAGAUUUCAACUUACACCCGGAUGAUGCUGCUUUUGGUGUAUUACGAGAGGCAGCUUACAGCAACAUUGUGCCAGCAGAUACCUUCACCAAUACUAGUGACAUAUAUGUUGAAGAAUCUUGCUGUUUUGACAACAUAUGGCUCAAUUCCCACACCAGGACUGUUUAUACAGGUAACUGGGGAGUAGUGCGAGAGGGGAUGAGUCAUCUAGCCAUUCCCUGUGGAUGGGGUUGGGGUGGAGUAGUGAGUGACCACUGUCCAGUUUACUGUGACCUCUACUGCAACUGUGAGAAUGACCCUGGACAAACAGGCACCUUACAACCUAAUGGAGAUAUAGAAGAAGCCUCGGUAUGAGACGAAUCAUAUUUAGCUCAGCUUGUUGAGCUUUUGCCAUCGCCUGUUGUGUGUCCGUCCAUCCUACAUCUUUUCAUCUAUCUACUUUAGACUCCUCAGUCAACUUCAGCUGGAUCACUUUGUAAUUUGGCAUGAAUGUACCUUAGUGUCAUUAAAGUAUAUAUUUAUGAGUUCCCAAUCUAAUUACUGUAUCAUUAAGGGGCUUUUUUUUUCUACCAUCUUAU